Molecule: messenger RNA, 16332 nt
Organism: Symphalangus syndactylus (siamang)
Lineage: Eukaryota; Metazoa; Chordata; Mammalia; Primates; Hylobatidae
Gene: RYR2
Product: ryanodine receptor 2
Biological process (GO): intracellular calcium ion homeostasis; release of sequestered calcium ion into cytosol by sarcoplasmic reticulum; striated muscle contraction
Cellular component (GO): smooth endoplasmic reticulum; sarcoplasmic reticulum membrane; Z disc
Molecular function (GO): calcium ion binding; ryanodine-sensitive calcium-release channel activity; protein binding
Source: RefSeq, a predicted model, not a curated record
ACAGCAGAAGCAGAAGGCAGCGCCAGGGGCCGCCGCCGCCGCCGAGCUCCGCCGGGCUCGGGAGCCGGCCCCGGCGAGAAGGCGCGGAACCAUGGCCGAUGGGGGCGAGGGCGAAGACGAGAUCCAGUUCCUGCGAACUGAUGAUGAAGUGGUUCUGCAGUGCACCGCAACCAUCCACAAAGAACAACAGAAGCUAUGCUUGGCAGCAGAAGGAUUUGGCAACAGACUUUGUUUCUUGGAGUCCACUUCCAAUUCCAAGAAUGUCCCCCCAGACCUCUCCAUCUGCACCUUUGUGCUGGAGCAGUCCCUCUCUGUCCGGGCGCUGCAGGAGAUGCUGGCUAACACCGUGGAGAAAUCAGAAGGGCAAGUUGAUGUGGAAAAAUGGAAAUUCAUGAUGAAGACUGCUCAAGGUGGUGGUCAUCGAACACUCCUCUACGGACAUGCCAUAUUGCUGCGCCAUUCCUAUAGUGGCAUGUAUCUUUGCUGCCUGUCCACCUCCCGGUCUUCAACUGAUAAGCUGGCUUUUGAUGUUGGCUUGCAAGAGGACACCACAGGUGAGGCUUGUUGGUGGACCAUACACCCUGCCUCUAAGCAGCGAUCAGAAGGAGAAAAAGUACGAGUUGGAGAUGACCUCAUCUUAGUUAGCGUGUCCUCUGAAAGGUACUUGCACUUGUCUUACGGCAAUGGAAGCUUACACGUGGAUGCCGCUUUCCAGCAGACUCUCUGGAGCGUGGCCCCAAUCAGCUCGGGAAGUGAGGCAGCCCAAGGGUAUCUCAUUGGUGGUGAUGUCCUCAGGUUGCUGCAUGGACACAUGGACGAGUGUCUCACUGUCCCUUCAGGAGAACAUGGUGAAGAGCAGCGGAGAACUGUUCAUUAUGAAGGUGGCGCUGUGUCUGUUCAUGCACGUUCCCUUUGGAGACUAGAGACGCUAAGAGUUGCGUGGAGUGGAAGCCACAUAAGAUGGGGACAGCCAUUCCGACUACGCCAUGUCACAACAGGAAAAUACUUGAGUCUCAUGGAAGACAAAAACCUUCUGCUCAUGGACAAAGAGAAAGCUGAUGUAAAAUCAACAGCAUUUACCUUCCGGUCUUCCAAGGAAAAAUUGGAUGUAGGGGUGAGAAAAGAAGUCGAUGGCAUGGGAACAUCCGAAAUAAAAUACGGUGACUCAGUAUGCUAUAUACAACAUGUAGACACAGGCCUAUGGCUUACUUACCAGUCUGUGGACGUGAAAUCUGUGAGAAUGGGAUCUAUACAACGUAAGGCUAUUAUGCAUCAUGAAGGCCACAUGGAUGAUGGCAUAAGUUUAUCGAGAUCCCAGCAUGAAGAAUCACGCACAGCACGAGUUAUCCGGAGCACAGUCUUCCUUUUCAAUAGAUUUAUAAGGGGCCUUGAUGCUCUCAGCAAGAAAGCGAAGGCUUCCACAGUCGAUUUGCCUAUAGAGUCCGUAAGUCUAAGUCUGCAGGAUCUCAUUGGCUACUUCCACCCCCCAGAUGAGCAUUUAGAGCAUGAAGACAAACAGAACAGACUACGAGCCCUGAAGAAUCGGCAAAAUCUCUUCCAGGAAGAGGGAAUGAUCAACCUCGUGCUCGAGUGCAUAGACCGUUUGCACGUCUACAGCAGCGCAGCACACUUUGCUGAUGUUGCUGGGCGAGAAGCAGGAGAGUCUUGGAAAUCCAUUCUGAAUUCUCUGUAUGAGUUGCUGGCGGCUCUAAUUAGAGGAAAUCGUAAAAACUGUGCUCAAUUUUCCGGCUCCCUCGACUGGUUGAUCAGCAGAUUGGAAAGACUGGAAGCUUCUUCGGGCAUUCUGGAAGUUUUACACUGUGUUUUAGUAGAAAGUCCAGAAGCUCUAAAUAUUAUUAAAGAAGGACAUAUUAAAUCCAUUAUCUCACUUUUAGACAAACAUGGAAGAAAUCACAAGGUUCUGGAUGUCUUGUGCUCACUCUGUGUUUGCCAUGGCGUUGCAGUCCGUUCUAACCAGCAUCUCAUCUGUGACAACCUCUUACCAGGAAGAGAUUUGUUAUUGCAGACACGUCUUGUGAACCAUGUCAGCAGCAUGAGACCCAAUAUUUUUCUGGGCGUCAGUGAAGGUUCUGCUCAGUAUAAGAAAUGGUACUAUGAAUUGAUGGUGGACCACACAGAGCCCUUUGUGACAGCUGAAGCAACUCACCUGCGAGUGGGCUGGGCUUCCACUGAAGGGUAUUCUCCCUACCCUGGAGGGGGCGAAGAGUGGGGUGGAAAUGGUGUUGGAGAUGAUCUCUUCUCCUAUGGAUUUGAUGGCCUUCAUCUCUGGUCAGGUUGUAUUGCUCGUACUGUAAGCUCACCAAACCAACAUCUGUUAAGAACCGAUGAUGUCAUCAGUUGCUGUUUAGAUCUGAGUGCCCCAAGCAUCUCGUUCCGAAUUAAUGGACAACCUGUUCAAGGAAUGUUCGAGAAUUUCAACAUCGACGGCCUCUUCUUUCCAGUCGUUAGUUUCUCUGCAGGAAUAAAAGUACGCUUUCUGCUUGGGGGGCGACAUGGAGAAUUCAAAUUUCUUCCUCCACCUGGAUAUGCUCCUUGUUACGAAGCUGUUCUGCCAAAAGAAAAGUUGAAAGUGGAACACAGCCGAGAGUACAAGCAAGAAAGAACUUACACACGCGACCUGCUGGGCCCCACAGUUUCCCUGACACAAGCUGCCUUCACGCCCAUCCCCGUGGAUACCAGCCAGAUCGUGUUGCCUCCUCAUCUAGAAAGAAUAAGAGAAAAACUGGCAGAGAAUAUCCAUGAACUCUGGGUUAUGAAUAAAAUUGAGCUUGGCUGGCAGUAUGGUCCGGUUAGAGAUGACAACAAGAGACAACACCCAUGCCUGGUGGAGUUCUCCAAGCUGCCUGAACAGGAGCGCAAUUACAACUUACAAAUGUCGCUUGAGACCCUGAAGACUUUGUUGGCAUUAGGAUGUCAUGUGGGUAUAUCAGAUGAACAUGCUGAAGACAAGGUGAAAAAAAUGAAGCUACCCAAGAAUUACCAGCUGACAAGUGGAUACAAGCCUGCCCCUAUGGACCUGAGCUUUAUCAAACUCACCCCGUCUCAAGAAGCAAUGGUGGACAAGUUGGCAGAAAAUGCACACAACGUGUGGGCACGGGAUCGAAUCCGGCAGGGCUGGACUUACGGCAUCCAACAGGAUGUAAAGAACAGAAGAAAUCCUCGCCUUGUUCCCUACACUCUUCUGGAUGACCGAACCAAGAAAUCCAACAAGGACAGCCUCCGCGAGGCUGUGCGCACGCUGCUGGGGUACGGCUACAACUUGGAAGCACCGGAUCAAGAUCAUGCAGCCAGAGCCGAAGUGUGCAGUGGCACUGGGGAAAGGUUCCGAAUCUUCCGUGCCGAGAAGACCUAUGCAGUGAAGGCCGGACGGUGGUAUUUUGAAUUUGAGACGGUCACUGCUGGAGACAUGAGGGUUGGUUGGAGUCGGCCUGGUUGCCAACCGGAUCAGGAGCUUGGCUCGGAUGAACGUGCCUUUGCCUUUGAUGGCUUCAAGGCCCAGCGGUGGCAUCAGGGCAAUGAACACUAUGGGCGCUCUUGGCAAGCAGGCGAUGUCGUGGGGUGUAUGGUUGACAUGAACGAACACACCAUGAUGUUCACACUGAAUGGUGAAAUCCUUCUUGAUGAUUCAGGUUCAGAACUGGCUUUCAAGGACUUUGAUGUUGGCGAUGGAUUCAUACCUGUGUGUAGCCUUGGAGUGGCUCAAGUGGGUAGGAUGAACUUUGGAAAGGAUGUCAGCACCUUGAAAUAUUUCACCAUCUGUGGCUUACAAGAGGGCUAUGAACCAUUUGCCGUUAAUACAAACAGGGAUAUUACCAUGUGGCUGAGCAAGAGGCUUCCUCAGUUUCUCCAAGUUCCGUCAAACCAUGAACAUAUAGAGGUGACCAGAAUAGACGGCACCAUAGACAGUUCCCCAUGUUUAAAGGUCACUCAGAAGUCUUUUGGUUCUCAGAACAGCAACACUGAUAUCAUGUUUUAUCGCCUGAGCAUGCCGAUCGAGUGCGCGGAGGUCUUCUCCAAGACAGUGGCUGGAGGGCUCUCUGGGGCUGGUCUUUUUGGGCCCAAGAAUGAUUUGGAAGAUUAUGAUGCUGAUUCUGACUUUGAGGUUCUGAUGAAGACAGCUCAUGGCCAUCUAGUGCCCGAUCGUGUUGACAAAGACAAAGAAGCUACUAAACCAGAGUUUAAUAACCACAAAGAUUACGCCCAGGAAAAGCCCUCUCGUCUGAAACAAAGAUUUUUGCUUAGAAGAACAAAGCCAGAUUACAGCACAAGCCAUUCGGCAAGACUCACCGAAGAUGUCCUGGCUGAUGAUCGGGAUGACUAUGAUUUCUUGAUGCAAACAUCCACGUACUAUUACUCAGUGAGAAUCUUUCCUGGACAAGAACCUGCUAACGUCUGGGUGGGCUGGAUUACAUCAGAUUUCCAUCAGUAUGACACAGGCUUUGACUUGGACAGAGUUCGCACAGUAACAGUUACUCUAGGAGAUGAAAAAGGAAAAGUGCAUGAAAGCAUCAAACGCAGCAACUGCUAUAUGGUAUGUGCGGGUGAGAGCAUGAGCCCCGGGCAAGGACGCAACAAUAAUGGACUGGAGAUUGGCUGUGUGGUGGAUGCUGCCAGCGGGCUGCUCACGUUCAUUGCCAAUGGCAAGGAACUGAGCACAUACUAUCAGGUGGAGCCGAGUACAAAAUUAUUUCCUGCGGUUUUUGCACAAGCUACAAGUCCCAAUGUUUUCCAGUUUGAGUUGGGAAGAAUAAAGAAUGUGAUGCCUCUCUCGGCGGGAUUGUUCAAGAGUGAACACAAGAACCCCGUGCCGCAGUGCCCCCCGCGCCUCCACGUGCAGUUCCUGUCACACGUCCUGUGGAGCAGAAUGCCCAACCAGUUUUUGAAGGUAGAUGUGUCUCGAAUAAGUGAACGCCAAGGCUGGUUGGUGCAGUGUUUGGAUCCUCUGCAGUUCAUGUCUCUUCAUAUCCCUGAGGAAAACAGAUCUGUUGACAUCUUAGAGUUGACAGAGCAGGAGGAAUUGCUGAAAUUUCACUAUCACACUCUCCGGCUCUACUCAGCCGUCUGUGCUCUUGGGAACCACCGGGUGGCCCAUGCCCUGUGCAGCCAUGUGGAUGAACCUCAGCUCCUCUACGCCAUUGAGAACAAGUACAUGCCAGGUUUGCUGCGUGCUGGCUACUAUGACCUGCUGAUCGACAUCCACCUGAGCUCCUAUGCCACUGCCAGGCUCAUGAUGAACAACGAGUACAUUGUCCCCAUGACGGAGGAGACGAAGAGCAUCACCCUGUUCCCUGAUGAGAACAAAAAGCACGGCCUUCCAGGGAUCGGCCUCAGCACCUCCCUCAGGCCACGGAUGCAGUUUUCCUCCCCCAGUUUUGUAAGCAUUAGUAAUGAAUGUUACCAGUACAGUCCAGAGUUCCCACUGGACAUCCUCAAGGCCAAAACCAUACAGAUGCUGACAGAAGCUGUUAAAGAGGGCAGUCUUCAUGCCCGGGACCCAGUUGGAGGGACUACUGAAUUCCUCUUUGUACCUCUCAUCAAGCUUUUCUAUACCCUGCUGAUCAUGGGCAUCUUUCACAAUGAGGACUUGAAGCACAUCUUGCAGUUGAUUGAGCCCAGUGUGUUUAAAGAAGCUGCCACUCCAGAGGAGGAGAGUGACACGCUGGAGAAAGAGCUCAGUGUGGACGAUGCAAAGCUGCAAGGAGCUGGUGAGGAAGAAGCCAAGGGGGGCAAGCGGCCCAAGGAAGGCCUGCUCCAAAUGAAACUGCCAGAGCCAGUUAAAUUGCAGAUGUGCCUACUGCUUCAAUACCUCUGUGACUGCCAGGUCCGGCAUCGGAUAGAAGCCAUUGUAGCCUUUUCAGAUGAUUUUGUAGCUAAGCUCCAAGACAAUCAACGUUUCCGAUACAAUGAAGUUAUGCAAGCCUUAAAUAUGUCAGCCGCACUCACAGCCAGGAAAACAAAGGAAUUUAGAUCACCGCCUCAAGAACAGAUCAAUAUGCUUCUCAAUUUUAAGGAUGACAAAAGUGAAUGUCCAUGUCCAGAAGAAAUUCGUGACCAACUAUUGGAUUUCCAUGAAGAUUUGAUGACACAUUGUGGAAUUGAGCUGGAUGAAGAUGGGUCUCUGGAUGGAAACAGUGAUUUCACAAUUAGAGGGCGUCUGCUAUCCCUGGUAGAAAAGGUGACAUACCUGAAGAAGAAGCAAGCAGAAAAACCAGUUGAGAGUGACUCCAAAAAGUCCUCCACUCUGCAGCAGCUGAUCUCUGAGACCAUGGUCCGAUGGGCUCAGGAGUCUGUCAUUGAAGACCCCGAGCUGGUGAGGGCCAUGUUUGUGUUGCUCCAUCGGCAGUAUGACGGCAUUGGGGGUCUUGUUCGGGCCCUGCCAAAGACCUACACGAUAAAUGGUGUGUCCGUGGAAGACACCAUCAACCUCCUGGCAUCCCUUGGUCAGAUUCGAUCCCUGCUGAGUGUGAGAAUGGGCAAAGAAGAAGAGAAGCUUAUGAUUCGUGGAUUAGGGGAUAUUAUGAAUAACAAAGUGUUUUACCAGCACCCUAAUCUCAUGAGGGCACUGGGGAUGCACGAGACUGUGAUGGAGGUCAUGGUGAACGUCCUUGGAGGUGGAGAGUCCAAGGAAAUCACCUUUCCCAAGAUGGUGGCCAACUGUUGCCGCUUUCUCUGUUACUUCUGUCGUAUAAGUAGGCAGAAUCAAAAAGCUAUGUUUGAUCAUCUCAGUUAUUUACUGGAAAACAGCAGUGUUGGUCUUGCCUCCCCAGCUAUGAGAGGUUCAACACCACUGGAUGUGGCUGCAGCUUCGGUGAUGGAUAAUAAUGAACUAGCGUUAGCUCUCCGUGAGCCGGAUCUAGAAAAGGUAGUUCGUUAUUUGGCUGGUUGUGGACUGCAAAGUUGCCAGAUGCUGGUGUCUAAGGGCUAUCCAGACAUUGGGUGGAACCCAGUUGAAGGAGAGAGAUAUCUUGACUUUCUCAGAUUUGCUGUCUUCUGUAAUGGGGAGAGUGUGGAGGAAAAUGCAAAUGUCGUGGUGAGAUUGCUCAUUCGGAGGCCUGAGUGUUUUGGUCCCGCUUUGAGAGGAGAAGGUGGGAAUGGGCUUCUUGCAGCAAUGGAAGAAGCCAUCAAAAUCGCCGAGGAUCCGUCCCGAGAUGGUCCCUCACCAAAUAGCGGAUCCACUAAAACACUUGAUACAGAGGAGGAGGAAGAUGACACUAUCCACAUGGGGAACGCGAUCAUGACCUUCUAUGCAGCUUUGAUUGACCUCUUGGGACGCUGUGCUCCUGAGAUGCAUUUGAUUCAUGCUGGGAAGGGAGAAGCCAUCAGAAUUAGGUCCAUUUUGAGAUCCCUAAUUCCCCUGGGAGAUUUGGUGGGCGUUAUCAGCAUCGCUUUUCAGAUGCCAACAAUAGCCAAAGAUGGGAAUGUGGUGGAACCUGACAUGUCUGCGGGGUUUUGCCCAGAUCACAAGGCAGCCAUGGUUUUAUUCCUUGACAGGGUCUAUGGAAUUGAAGUUCAAGACUUCCUCCUCCAUCUUCUUGAGGUUGGCUUUCUGCCAGAUCUCCGGGCGGCUGCUUCUUUAGAUACGGCAGCUUUGAGUGCUACAGACAUGGCCUUGGCCCUCAAUCGGUACCUCUGCACAGCCGUCUUGCCAUUGUUAACAAGAUGUGCUCCUCUCUUUGCUGGCACAGAGCACCAUGCUUCUCUCAUUGACUCAUUACUUCAUACUGUGUAUAGACUUUCUAAGGGCUGUUCACUUACCAAAGCUCAGCGGGAUUCCAUAGAAGUUUGUUUACUCUCUAUUUGUGGGCAACUGAGACCUUCUAUGAUGCAGCACUUACUCAGAAGAUUAGUAUUUGAUGUUCCAUUAUUAAAUGAACAUGCAAAGAUGCCUCUUAAACUGCUGACAAAUCAUUAUGAAAGAUGCUGGAAAUAUUACUGCCUGCCUGGAGGGUGGGGAAACUUUGGUGCUGCCUCAGAAGAAGAACUUCAUUUAUCAAGAAAGUUGUUCUGGGGCAUUUUUGAUGCCCUAUCUCAAAAGAAAUAUGAACAAGAACUUUUCAAACUGGCACUGCCUUGCCUGAGUGCAGUUGCGGGAGCUUUGCCUCCAGACUACAUGGAGUCAAAUUAUGUCAGUAUGAUGGAAAAACAGUCAUCAAUGGAUUCUGAAGGGAACUUUAACCCACAACCUGUUGAUACCUCAAAUAUUACAAUUCCUGAGAAGUUGGAAUACUUCAUUAACAAAUAUGCAGAACACUCCCAUGACAAAUGGUCAAUGGACAAGUUGGCAAAUGGAUGGAUUUAUGGAGAAAUAUAUUCAGACUCUUCUAAGGUUCAGCCAUUAAUGAAGCCAUAUAAGCUAUUGUCUGAAAAGGAAAAAGAAAUUUAUCGCUGGCCAAUCAAAGAAUCUUUAAAAACUAUGCUGGCUUGGGGCUGGAGAAUUGAAAGAACUCGGGAGGGAGACAGCAUGGCCCUUUACAACCGGACUCGUCGUAUUUCUCAGACAAGCCAGGUUUCUGUAGACGCUGCCCAUGGUUACAGUCCCCGCGCCAUUGACAUGAGCAAUGUUACGCUAUGUAGAGACCUGCACGCUAUGGCAGAAAUGAUGGCUGAAAACUACCAUAAUAUAUGGGCAAAGAAAAAGAAAAUGGAGUUAGAGUCCAAAGGAGGGGGAAACCAUCCUCUGCUGGUGCCCUAUGAUACACUGACGGCCAAAGAGAAAGCCAAGGAUAGAGAAAAAGCACAGGACAUCCUCAAGUUCUUGCAGAUCAAUGGAUAUGCUGUAUCCAGAGGAUUUAAGGACCUGGAACUGGACACGCCUUCUAUUGAGAAACGGUUUGCUUAUAGUUUCCUCCAACAACUCAUUCGCUAUGUGGAUGAAGCCCAUCAGUAUAUCCUGGAGUUUGAUGGUGGCAGCAGAGGCAAAGGAGAACAUUUCCCUUAUGAACAAGAAAUCAAGUUCUUUGCAAAAGUCGUUCUUCCUUUAAUUGAUCAGUAUUUCAAAAACCAUCGUUUAUACUUCUUAUCUGCAGCAAGCAGACCUCUCUGCUCUGGAGGACAUGCUUCCAACAAAGAGAAAGAAAUGGUGACUAGCCUAUUCUGCAAACUUGGAGUUCUUGUCAGGCAUAGGAUUUCACUAUUUGGCAAUGAUGCAACAUCAAUUGUCAACUGUCUUCAUAUUUUGGGUCAGACUUUGGAUGCAAGGACAGUGAUGAAGACUGGCCUGGAGAGUGUUAAAAGUGCACUCAGAGCUUUUCUGGACAAUGCCGCAGAGGAUCUGGAGAAGACCAUGGAAAACCUCAAGCAGGGCCAGUUCACUCACACCCGAAACCAGCCCAAAGGGGUUACUCAGAUUAUCAAUUACACCACAGUGGCCCUGCUGCCAAUGCUGUCAUCAUUAUUUGAACAUAUUGGCCAGCAUCAGUUUGGAGAAGACCUAAUAUUGGAAGAUGUCCAGGUGUCUUGUUAUAGAAUUCUGACUAGCUUAUAUGCUUUGGGAACCAGCAAGAGUAUUUAUGUGGAGAGGCAACGUUCUGCAUUAGGAGAAUGUCUAGCUGCCUUUGCUGGUGCCUUUCCUGUAGCAUUUUUGGAAACUCAUCUGGACAAACAUAAUAUUUACUCCAUCUACAAUACAAAGUCUUCACGAGAAAGAGCAGCUCUCAGUUUGCCAACUAAUGUGGAAGAUGUUUGUCCAAACAUACCGUCUUUGGAGAAACUCAUGGAAGAAAUCGUGGAAUUAGCUGAGUCCGGCAUUCGCUACACUCAAAUGCCACAUGUCAUGGAAGUCAUACUGCCCAUGCUUUGCAGCUACAUGUCUCGUUGGUGGGAGCACGGACCUGAGAACAAUCCAGAACGGGCCGAGAUGUGCUGCACAGCCCUGAACUCAGAGCACAUGAACACACUUCUAGGGAACAUAUUGAAAAUCAUAUAUAAUAACUUGGGGAUUGAUGAGGGAGCCUGGAUGAAGAGGCUAGCGGUGUUUUCCCAGCCUAUAAUAAAUAAAGUGAAACCUCAGCUCUUGAAAACUCAUUUCUUGCCAUUAAUGGAGAAACUCAAGAAAAAGGCAGCUAUGGUGGUGUCUGAGGAAGACCACCUGAAGGCCGAGGCCAGGGGGGACAUGUCAGAGGCUGAACUCCUCAUCCUAGAUGAGUUCACCACACUGGCCAGAGAUCUCUAUGCCUUCUACCCUCUCUUGAUUAGAUUUGUGGACUAUAACAGGGCAAAGUGGCUAAAGGAGCCUAACCCAGAAGCAGAGCAGCUCUUCCGCAUGGUGGCUGAAGUGUUUAUCUACUGGUCGAAGUCCCAUAAUUUCAAAAGAGAAGAGCAGAACUUCGUUGUGCAGAAUGAAAUCAACAAUAUGUCUUUCCUUAUUACUGAUACCAAGUCAAAGAUGUCAAAGGCAGCUGUUUCUGAUCAGGAAAGGAAGAAAAUGAAGCGCAAAGGAGAUCGGUAUUCCAUGCAGACCUCUCUGAUUGUAGCAGCUCUGAAGCGGUUACUGCCCAUUGGGUUGAACAUCUGUGCCCCUGGGGACCAGGAGCUCAUUGCUCUGGCCAAAAAUCGAUUUAGCCUGAAAGAUACUGAGGAUGAAGUACGAGAUAUAAUCCGCAGCAAUAUUCAUUUACAAGGCAAGUUGGAGGAUCCUGCUAUUAGAUGGCAAAUGGCUCUUUACAAAGACUUACCAAACAGGACUGAUGAUACCUCAGAUCCAGAGAAGACGGUAGAAAGAGUAUUGGAUAUAGCAAAUGUGCUUUUUCAUCUUGAACAGAAGUCUAAACGUGUGGGUCGGAGACAUUACUGUCUGGGAAGUACAGUGGAGCAUCCUCAGAGAUCUAAAAAGGCUGUAUGGCAUAAACUACUCUCUAAGCAGAGGAAAAGGGCUGUUGUAGCCUGCUUCCGGAUGGCCCCCCUCUAUAAUCUGCCAAGGCAUCGGGCUGUCAAUCUCUUUCUUCAGGGAUAUGAAAAGUCUUGGAUUGAAACAGAAGAACAUUACUUUGAAGAUAAACUGAUAGAAGAUUUAGCAAAACCUGGGGCUGAACCUCCAGAAGAAGAUGAAGGCACUAAGAGAGUUGAUCCUCUACAUCAGCUGAUCCUUCUGUUUAGUCGGACAGCUUUAACAGAGAAAUGCAAACUGGAGGAAGAUUUUUUAUAUAUGGCCUAUGCAGAUAUUAUGGCAAAGAGUUGUCAUGAUGAGGAAGAUGACGAUGGUGAAGAGGAAGUGAAGAGUUUUGAAGAAAAAGAAAUGGAAAAGCAAAAGCUUCUAUACCAGCAAGCCCGACUCCACGAUCGUGGUGCGGCUGAGAUGGUGCUACAGACGAUCAGUGCCAGCAAAGGUGAAACUGGACCAAUGGUAGCAGCUACUUUGAAACUUGGAAUUGCUAUUUUAAAUGGUGGGAACUCCACAGUACAGCAGAAAAUGCUUGACUACCUCAAGGAGAAAAAGGAUGUGGGCUUCUUUCAGAGCCUGGCCGGCCUGAUGCAGUCAUGUAGUGUCCUUGACCUAAAUGCAUUUGAGCGACAAAACAAAGCUGAAGGUCUUGGGAUGGUGACAGAGGAAGGAUCAGGAGAAAAGGUUCUGCAGGACGAUGAGUUCACCUGUGACCUCUUCCGAUUCCUGCAACUACUCUGUGAGGGACACAACUCAGAUUUUCAGAAUUAUCUGAGAACUCAGACUGGCAAUAAUACAACUGUCAACAUAAUUAUCUCCACUGUGGACUACCUCCUGAGAGUUCAGGAAUCAAUUAGUGACUUUUAUUGGUAUUACUCUGGGAAAGAUGUUAUUGAUGAACAAGGACAACGGAAUUUCUCCAAAGCUAUUCAAGUGGCAAAACAAGUCUUUAACACUCUUACAGAGUAUAUUCAGGGUCCUUGCACUGGGAAUCAACAGAGUUUGGCACACAGCAGGCUGUGGGAUGCUGUGGUCGGCUUUCUUCAUGUGUUUGCCCAUAUGCAGAUGAAGCUGUCGCAGGAUUCCAGUCAAAUUGAGCUAUUAAAAGAAUUAAUGGAUCUGCAGAAGGAUAUGGUGGUCAUGUUGCUGUCCAUGUUAGAAGGUAACGUUGUUAAUGGAACGAUUGGCAAACAGAUGGUGGAUAUGCUUGUGGAAUCUUCCAACAAUGUGGAGAUGAUUCUCAAAUUUUUUGACAUGUUCUUAAAACUAAAAGAUUUGACGUCGUCUGAUACUUUUAAAGAAUAUGACCCCGAUGGCAAGGGAGUCAUUUCCAAGAGGGACUUCCACAAAGCGAUGGAGAGUCAUAAGCACUACACGCAGUCAGAAACGGAAUUUCUUUUGUCUUGUGCGGAGACGGAUGAGAAUGAAACCCUCGACUAUGAAGAGUUCGUCAAACGCUUCCACGAACCUGCGAAGGACAUCGGCUUCAAUGUCGCCGUCCUUCUGACAAACCUCUCUGAGCACAUGCCCAACGAUACCCGACUUCAGACUUUUCUAGAAUUAGCAGAGAGCGUCCUGAAUUAUUUCCAGCCCUUUCUGGGCCGCAUCGAAAUCAUGGGAAGUGCCAAACGCAUCGAGAGAGUCUAUUUUGAAAUCAGUGAGUCCAGUCGAACCCAGUGGGAGAAGCCCCAGGUCAAGGAGUCCAAAAGACAGUUCAUAUUUGAUGUGGUCAACGAAGGAGGAGAAAAAGAGAAGAUGGAACUCUUUGUGAACUUCUGCGAGGACACCAUCUUCGAAAUGCAGCUGGCGGCUCAGAUCUCAGAGUCGGAUCUGAACGAGAGGUCAGCGAAUAAGGAAGAAAGUGAGAAGGAGAGGCCAGAAGAGCAGGGGCCGAGAAUGGCCUUCUUCUCCAUUCUCACGGUCAAGUCGGCCCUGUUUGCACUCAGGUACAAUAUCUUGACCCUUAUGCGAAUGCUCAGUCUGAAGAGCCUGAAGAAGCAGAUGAAAAAAGUAAAAAAGAUGACCGUGAAGGACAUGGUCACGGCCUUCUUUUCAUCCUACUGGAGUAUUUUUAUGACCCUCUUGCACUUCGUGGCCAGCGUUUUCAGAGGCUUUUUCCGCAUCAUUUGCAGCCUGCUGCUUGGGGGAAGCCUGGUCGAAGGUGCUAAAAAGAUCAAAGUUGCAGAACUGUUAGCCAACAUGCCAGACCCCACUCAGGAUGAGGUGAGAGGAGAUGGGGAGGAGGGAGAGAGGAAACCCCUGGAAGCCGCCCUGCCCUCCGAGGAUCUGACCGACUUAAAGGAGCUGACAGAAGAAAGUGACCUUCUUUCGGACAUCUUUGGCCUGGAUCUGAAGAGAGAAGGAGGACAGUACAAACUAAUUCCUCAUAAUCCAAAUGCUGGGCUCAGUGACCUCAUGAGCAACCCAGUCCCCAUGCCUGAGGUGCAAGAAAAAUUUCAGGAACAGAAGGCAAAAGAAGAAGAAAAGGAAGAAAAAGAAGAAACCAAAUCUGAACCUGAAAAAGCCGAGGGAGAAGAUGGAGAAAAAGAAGAGAAAGCCAAGGAAGACAAGGGCAAACAAAAGUUGAGGCAGCUUCACACACACAGAUACGGAGAACCAGAAGUGCCAGAGUCAGCAUUCUGGAAGAAAAUCAUAGCAUAUCAACAGAAACUUCUAAACUAUUUUGCUCGCAACUUUUACAACAUGAGAAUGUUAGCCUUAUUUGUCGCAUUUGCUAUCAAUUUCAUCUUGCUCUUCUAUAAGGUCUCCACUUCUUCUGUGGUUGAAGGAAAGGAGCUCCCCACUAGAAGUUCAAGUGAAAAUGCCAAAGUGACCAGCCUGGACAGCAGCUCCCAUAGAAUCAUCGCAGUUCACUAUGUACUAGAGGAGAGCAGCGGCUACAUGGAGCCCACGUUGCGUAUCUUAGCUAUUCUGCACACGGUCAUUUCUUUCUUCUGCAUCAUUGGAUACUACUGCUUGAAAGUCCCAUUGGUUAUUUUUAAGCGAGAAAAGGAAGUGGCACGGAAAUUGGAAUUUGAUGGGCUUUAUAUUACAGAACAGCCUUCAGAAGAUGAUAUUAAGGGCCAGUGGGAUAGACUCGUAAUCAACACACAGUCAUUUCCCAACAACUACUGGGACAAAUUUGUUAAAAGAAAGGUUAUGGAUAAGUAUGGAGAGUUCUACGGCCGAGACAGAAUCAGUGAAUUACUUGGCAUGGACAAGGCAGCUCUGGACUUCAGUGAUGCCAGAGAAAAGAAGAAGCCAAAGAAGGACAGCUCCCUAUCAGCUGUACUGAACUCCAUUGAUGUGAAGUAUCAGAUGUGGAAACUAGGAGUCGUUUUCACUGACAAUUCCUUCCUCUACCUCGCCUGGUAUAUGACUAUGUCUGUUCUUGGACACUAUAACAACUUUUUUUUUGCCGCUCACCUUCUCGACAUUGCUAUGGGAUUCAAGACAUUAAGAACCAUCUUGUCCUCAGUAACUCACAAUGGCAAACAGCUCGUAUUAACCGUUGGCUUAUUAGCUGUCGUUGUAUACCUGUACACUGUGGUGGCAUUCAAUUUUUUCCGAAAAUUCUACAAUAAAAGUGAAGAUGGUGAUACACCAGACAUGAAAUGUGAUGAUAUGCUAACAUGCUAUAUGUUCCACAUGUAUGUUGGAGUUCGUGCUGGAGGAGGGAUCGGGGAUGAAAUCGAAGACCCAGCAGGAGAUGAAUAUGAGAUCUAUCGAAUCAUCUUUGACAUCACUUUCUUCUUCUUUGUUAUUGUCAUUCUCUUGGCCAUAAUACAAGGUCUGAUUAUCGAUGCUUUUGGAGAACUAAGAGACCAACAGGAACAAGUCAAAGAAGAUAUGGAAACCAAAUGCUUCAUCUGUGGGAUAGGCAAUGAUUACUUCGACACAGUGCCACAUGGCUUUGAAACCCACACUUUACAGGAGCACAACUUGGCUAAUUACUUGUUUUUUCUGAUGUAUCUUAUAAACAAAGAUGAAACAGAACACACAGGACAGGAAUCUUAUGUGUGGAAGAUGUAUCAAGAAAGGUGUUGGGAAUUUUUCCCAGCAGGGGAUUGCUUCCGGAAACAGUAUGAAGACCAGCUAAAUUAAACUCAAGACCCCAUUUACCUCUAAAAACCAAAACCCCACCCCUCUCUGUCCCUCUGUCAAUUUCUCUGCUCUCUUGGAAACAUUUUGCUGAUUUUGUGAAUUGCCAGCCUUGUGUGUUUUCUGGGAGCAUCGAAGCUGUGUUUCCGAAGACCUGUUUCCUACCCCCACCUUUCGUUAUUUACUUUGAGACUAAAGACUGAAGAAUAAUCUAAAUUCAUACUCAGACAAAAAAAAGGAAUUCUGGAAAGAAAAACAUUCUGGACACUGUCAUAACACACACAGACAGAUUUUCUUCUGAGACUACUGGAGUCUUCUCGAGCUACGAGACCUUCACAGAGACGCGUGGCAGCCACACUCACCCAGCCUCUUUAUUUCACCAUCCUGGAAGGAAACUGUCUAAUGGUCACAGAGCACUGUAGCACUUAACAGAUUGCCAUGGACACCAGUUGCGAAGGGAAAUAGUGCCUUACUAUAUGUGGGUUGAGCUAUGCAGAAGAUACGUGCAUGAAAAAACAUCUUUAUUUUCUUUAUGUCGACCUUUCUUAGAUUGAUUUUGUGAGGUUUUUUUUUUUUUCCUUUAGUCUUUUCUUUGGUGGGGGAGGGUAAGAAAAGCAGUUUGCACUUAAAAAGAAAAAAAAAAAAACGGGUGGUGUGUCUCAGGACAAAAGGAGGCUCUUCUCAUUCAGCUAAAUUCACAUUUGCCCCCCCCCCCAUAUGCUCCUGCUAUUAUUUUGGUAAUGCUCUGAUGCAACAUUGCAACUUUAUGAAAUCUUUGUAUGAAAACAAAAAGACUGCAAAAAAUACACUUUCAAAAGAAACCAUUCAUUGCAUGUUUAUUAUGCAAGUUUAAAUGAACAAAAAGAAAACCUUCAGAAACAAGUUGAUCAACGUGAGAGAAAUUUCAUGAUAAUUAUUCAUAGUAAUAAAGUGUCGUGGGCUUAAUUGUAUAUCUGGAGCCAGUGUCAUCCACCAACAAUGUGAUACAUUAUGAACUUGACAGUAGUUUUGGGUUUUGCUCUUUCUUUCAGCCACCUGUGAUCAGUUUUGUUGAUUAAGGACUUCUUGUCAGGCCAUUUUUUAAUAUCAAAGCUGAAGCAAUAUCCAUUCAGGGAUUUCAUCAGUUGCAUCACAAAACACGGAUGAUGAUAUACAUCACUCCAUGUUUUCCAUUUUGAAUCCUUUUAAAUGUAAUGCUAACCUUUACAGUUUAAAAAGUCAGAUUCAGAAUGGAAACAAGGUCAUUUUGCAAACAUUGGAGCUCUUUUAUUACAAGUCUGCUUGUUAAUUUUAGAAUUGUAAAACCGCUCUGAUUAAACUAUUUAACUAAC